Molecule: messenger RNA, 3217 nt
Organism: Pygocentrus nattereri (red-bellied piranha)
Lineage: Eukaryota; Metazoa; Chordata; Actinopteri; Characiformes; Serrasalmidae
Gene: cd4-1
Product: CD4-1 molecule
Exons: 12
Coding region: 352-1809 (485 amino acids)
Biological process (GO): interleukin-15-mediated signaling pathway; positive regulation of ERK1 and ERK2 cascade; T cell activation
Cellular component (GO): membrane raft; external side of plasma membrane
Molecular function (GO): protein tyrosine kinase binding; MHC class II protein binding
Source: RefSeq, a predicted model, not a curated record
AGCUAGAUAGAGGAUGUUAAUGUCACUGUAGGUCGCUAAGCAUCAACACUGGGAGUCAACUCACCUUCUCCGCACUGCCAAUCAGACGUAAGGGAGGGGUCAACAGACCUUUUACAGCAAUUUUUACUCUGCGCAUCAGCAUACCCGGAGACGACAUCUGAAGCAUCAGAUCAUCCCAUCAUCAACAAUUUAAUAUUCCAACACAGGCCAAUCAGACGUAAGGGAGGGGUGGAACACGCUUUAGAGCAAUUUUUACCCAGCAAGUCAACACAUCCGGAGAGGACGUCUGAGAGAAGCGUCAGAUCAUCCGAUCAUCAAAAACUGAAUAUUCCAACAAAGCUCAGGGACAGAAUGCGGUUCUUAUUGGUGCUGUUACUCCUGCUGCCUUCACCUCCCACAGCUGCAGGAAAACCAGAGGUGUUUUUCGCACAGAUGGGGGGCUCUGUAUCUCUUCCCAAUGAGGGCCACACAGAAAAGGAGAACGUAUAUGUGAGAUGGUACUUCUGUGUCAAUCAAGAAGAACAAAUACUGAUUUGGAAGCACCCCAAACAAGAUUCUCCCAGAAACGAAGCACCAGAAGGGUUUAAGCAGCGAGUGUCUCUUUCAAAAGAUUCCUCCCUCAUCAUUAAUCCUGUUCAAGAUACCGACUUCUUUGACAGGGGAUUCUUCAGAUGUGAACGGCAGGAUUACAAAGACAUGACUAAGAAGGAGUACAUACUGCACCGUGUGAAUCUGCCCCCUGCGCCGACCCUCCUGGCGGGUGAUGAUCUCUCUCUGUCCUGUCAGACGCAGCCUGGUGUGAUUGCCCCCUCUAUAAAGUGGAUCUCACCCAGAGGUGAACCUUACGGCAUGCAGAACUCACUGCGAGUGAAGAACAUCUCCUUCCAGCACAGCGGCGUCUGGACGUGUGAAGCUCAGUCUGAUCCCCCUAAAUUAAAAGCUACGACCGCAGUGACCGUCAUAGACCUCUCCCCUCCUCCACCUGACAGCGUGUACACCUCCCUCUCCUCCGGCUCUCCUCCCUGGCUCCCUUGCUCCUUGUCCUCUGUGAUCCCCUGGUCAGACGUACAAAACAAGGGCCUGCGGACGGGCAGCUGGAGCUUCACGCCACUGAACCUGACUCACCGGCCCAAACAGCAGCUCCUCCUGCAGCUCCAGCCCUCCAUAGCCUGGAAGAAGACAAACAACACUGGCACCCAAAACAAGCCCUCCCUCGAAGAGAGGGAGCUGAAACAGCACGACCUCUCAGCGAAGAUCCUGAAAGUGUCUCCGGACGUCAGGGGGACGUACACGUGCAGCCUGGAUUUCAGCCCCGGCAGAACGCUCAGCCGGACGCUGCAGCUGGAGGUGCUGGAAGUGCUCUCCUCCCCCAGCGCUGGCCCUCGGGGUGUGAUGGCGUGGACGGGCGAUACGGUGAACCUGACCUGCACUCUAGGCCACUCGCUGCCAUCCGGUGACCUGCAAGUGACAUGGAUCCGCCCAAAGUCGUCCAUGUUCUCUCUUGGCGACCCUCCUCAUUCUCCACAUCUGUCCAUCCGUUCAGUGACCAUGCAGGACAGCGGGCAGUGGAAAUGUGAACUGAAGAAGAACAUUACAACUCUGACAUCUAUUACAGUGACGCUGGAAAUCAAAAAACGAGUGGCCAUUUGGGUUUUCGUGGCCAUUGGCAGUGCUUUGGUCUUCAUCUUGCUCCUCACCAUCACUGUCUUCUUCAUCCGUAGACAUAAACAGGCCAAGAUGUUCAGGCGACGCAAGACCAAAUUCUGCUGCUGCAAAACUCCCCAGCCCAAAGGGUUCUACAAAACCUGAGGAACAUCUCUGCCCAGAAUGACCAGACCCACUGAAGUGUGAGGGAAUCUGGUCUCCUGUGCCUGAAUGAAGCUUGUUGAGCUGAGCUCGCUGCACUGAUGAGAAGAUGGAAGUAAAAUAUUUCAUAACAAGAAGUCCAUUUUGUAAAUAUGAGCUGGCGGUGAAUCCUGCAAAACUGAAAACGCACCUCUGCAGAGACUAUCAGCGCAGAAACUUGGUAUUUAGUGUAAUAUGAUUGUACAAUUACUCACUUUAGAAUGCUUUAAUGUUUAUAUUAAUGUUAUGUAUUGUGAUAAUGCGUUGAAUAUUGCUGUAUAAUCUCAUACACACUAUAUGACCAAAAGUAUGUUCCAAAUUAUUGAGUUCAAGUGUGUUAGCCACACUCAUUGCUAACAGGUGUAUAAAGUCAAGCACAUAGCCUUCCAGCCUCAAUAGACAAACACUGGCAGCAGAAUAGGUCGUACUGAAGAGCUCAGUGACUUUAAACGUGCCACAAGUCAAUUCAAGAAAUUCCUGCCCUGCUAGAUCUGCCCCAGACAACUGUAAGUGCUACCACUGUGAAAUGAAAGGAGAAACAACAGCUCAGCCAUGAAGUGGUAGACCACGCAAACUCACAGAGCUGGGUAACUUGAGUGCUGAAGCACACAGCGUGUACUAUUUGCCUGUCCUCUGUUGCAUUACUCACUAUGAAUUGUCUCCAAAAACAACAUCAGCACAAAAACUGUGCAUCAAGAGCGUGAAGUUUUCAUGGCCGAGUGUCGGCUGGAGUUGUGUAACUCCACUGGACUCUGUAGCAGUGGACACAUGCUGUCUGGAGUGAUGAAUCACGUUUUACUAUCUGGCAGUCUGAUGGACAAAUCUGGGUUUGGAGCCUGCCAAGAGAACGCCUCCUAACAGAGUGCCAACAGUAACGUUUGGUGGAGGAGGGAUAAUGGUCAAAGGCUGUUUUACAGGGUUUGGUCUUGGCUCUUUAGUUCCAGUAAAGGGUAAUAGUCAUGGUCAUGGUCUACUUUUGGGAUGCCCAACAAGCUCAAGUGUUCACAUACCUUUGGCUGUAUAGUUUGUAGUGUUAAUUUACAGAGUCUGGUGAAUGUGUGUUAAUGAGUGAAUGAAAUGAUAAUUGUGUAUUAUAACAUUUUCUUUCUUGUUGUAACAAGUCUUUUAGAAUUGACAUACUGUUUGUUAAGUCACUUUUAUGUGCUCACUGAAUAAAUCCAUAUAACAGAAUGUCUUGAAUUCAACAAUGAAAGUUAUAAAAUGAAUGUAUUUUAUGGUUAUGCAAUGUAAAAAGUGUGGAAAAAGUUAUUAGUUGAAUCUCAAACCUUUAGCGGAGAAUUUUUAUUUAGUCUUGGUAUUACCUGCAUGAACUGUGUUGUACAAAAGUAAACCUGAAUAAAAGUUGUUUUGA